AUUUAAAAAAAUUUAUGGUUCCUUAAAUAAAAUUUAAUUUAAUAUAGAAAAAAAGGUAUUUCCAUUCUAAGAUGGAUCAUCAACCAGAAUGGGGGAGAAAGUUGUCAAAAUGCUGUUUAAUACCACAGCGUAUAAUUUUGGCCUUCAUGUGUUUCUGGGCGAUUGUGAUCUGCUAUGCCACACGCGUGUGUCUUUCUCAUGUUGUAACUGUCAUUGUUGUAAAGCAGAAUGUCACAGAUAAAGACACUGUGUGCCCCAGAGAGGAUACCAAUGACGACUCUCAUGAUAAAGAUGCCGUCUAUGAGUGGUCAUCGAACGUGGUGGGUCUUCUACUGGGCGUAUUCUUUGGUACCUAUGUCCUGCUUCACAUACCAGGCGGCUUAUUGUCAGAUAAAUAUGGCGGAAAAUGGGUGCUCUUCAUUUCCAUGGUUGUUGGCGCUAUAUCUGUAAUGUUGUCGCCUAUCAGCAUUACUAUGGUCGAUAAGGACGAACUGCCAUGGGCCCUUGUGGUAAUGCGCACAUUUUUGGGCGCUUCACAAGGUCCACUUUACCCCGCUGUUAGCAGUAUAUUGUCAAGUUGGGUGCCAGCUAAAGAGCGAGGUAAAUUAGCUGCUGUUACAUUGGGCGCUGGUGCAUUUGGCAGCAUUUUAUCAAAUAGUUUAUCCGGCGUUUUACUUGACAAGUUUGAUUGGCCGUAUACAUUUUAUUGCUUCGGCAUGUUGAACUUAAUAUGGUGCAUACCAUUCGGCUUUAUGUGCUUCAAUUAUCCUGCCACACAUCCAUACUUGAGUGAAAAGGAAUACAACUAUUUGAAGGGAGAGAUGGAUACAUUGGAACGCAAAAUUAAGCCAAUGCCACCUUGGUGUGCCAUUUUUAAAAGUCCGGCUGUGUGGGUAAUGAUUAUAGCGCAAGUUGGACACGAUUGGGGUCUCUUUGUCAUAUUGAUAGAUCUGCCAUUAUAUUUUUCGAAUGUUAUUGGUAUUCCCAUAAUGAAAAAUGGCUUCUAUUCGGCAUUGCCCUUUCUGGCGCUUUGGAUAUCUACCAUCAUCUGUGGCUUUCUUGCUGAUAUUAUAAUCAAAAAAGAAUGGCUCAAAAUAAAUACUCAGCGCAUAGUGUUUACUGUUAUCUCGUCUUGGGCGCCAGGUCUGCUUAUGGUAGCAGCUUCCUAUGCCAAAUGCAAUAUUUGGCUAACCGUCUUACUAUUUACCAUUUGCCUUGCCACAAUGGGUCCUUAUUACAGCGGACUGAAGUUAACUCCCUUGGAUUUGAGUCCUAAUUAUGCUGGCACGCUAACGGCCAUUACCAAUGGUAUUGGCUCUAUUACUGGCUACUUGGCUCCCCAGGCCGUUGGUAUUAUUGCCAAGGAUUCCACCUUAGCUCAAUGGCGCAUAGUAUUCUGGUUGUCGUUUGGUAUUCUUUUUGUUACAGCCAUUCCCUUCAUCUUCUGGGGCACAGGCGAGAAACAAGACUUUGAUAGCGUGGGAGAUGCUAAGAAAGAAGACAAGCCCAAAGAAGAAAAGCCCAAGACUGGUUAAAAGGCUUAAAUGUCUUUAUAUAAUAUUCAGGCAUAGUUUAACAUGUUUUGUGGUUAAAACAUAUUGGAGCAAUUGUAAUUGUUUAAAUCAAAUAAGUAAUGUAAGAUAGAUACGUAAAUGUAAUAUUGUAAGAUAUACAUAAAAGUUAUGAAAUCUAUUAAAAACGCAGACGACAAUGCUAGACCCUGCAGAAAAUUUCCAAAUAAAAUAAAUUGUAUA
Messenger RNA from Drosophila busckii, 1754 nucleotides. Its product is annotated as putative inorganic phosphate cotransporter. The transcript has 7 exons. The record is from RefSeq and is a predicted model, not a curated record. Bases 72 to 1535 code for a protein of 487 amino acids. Gene Ontology annotation, molecular function: transmembrane transporter activity. NCBI's taxonomy places the organism in Eukaryota, Metazoa, Arthropoda, Insecta, Diptera, Drosophilidae. Gene Ontology annotation, biological process: transmembrane transport; monoatomic anion transport.